Messenger RNA from Penicillium subrubescens, 1614 nucleotides. Its product is annotated as putative glucokinase. Gene Ontology annotation, biological process: glucose 6-phosphate metabolic process; glycolytic process; intracellular glucose homeostasis. The transcript is spliced from 2 exons. Gene Ontology annotation, molecular function: D-glucose binding; glucokinase activity; fructokinase activity. Bases 1 to 1614 code for a protein of 537 amino acids. Lineage: Eukaryota; Fungi; Ascomycota; Eurotiomycetes; Eurotiales; Aspergillaceae. Gene Ontology annotation, cellular component: mitochondrion; cytosol. The record is from RefSeq and is a predicted model, not a curated record.
AUGACGAAAGUGGAAGAGCAAGAGCAGCGGUUGGGCUUGAUGGCUCAGGCUGAGCGGAUUGCUGGCGAGUUUAGUCUCAGUGCUGAGCAUGUGCGGAGAGUGACGAGGCAUUUAGUCUGUCAGAUGAAGGACGGCCUUGCAAAUGAACGCCCUUGGCAGUUACCUGCCUAUCUGCAAAGCGUACCGACUGGAACUGAGAAGGGUCAGUUUCUAGCCGUUGAUCUCGGUGGAAGCAACUGCAGGAUAUGCAUGGCCGAGUUACAUGGCGAUUCCACUUUCACCGUUCUCCAAAGCAAGCACAAAGUCCCGCCCAGUGUCAUGGUCAAUGAAAGUUAUCUGCCUCUGUUCGAUUUUAUCGCAGGAAAUAUCGCAGAGUUUCUCAACGCACAUCUCGAUCCCAAAAGUCCAUCGCCUUACAAAUUGGGCUUCACGUUCAGUUUUACCUGUGAGCAGGAAUCUCUCAAGGGCGGUCGUCUCAUACACUGGGAUAAGGGUUGGGAUAUACCAGAAGCCGUGGGACGCGAUCCGUGCGUCAUGCUGCAAGAAGCCAUUGAUAGAAUCGGGUUACCCGUUCUAGUGACGGUUCUGGCAAAUGAUAGUGUCGGUACGCUCUUGACGAGAUCUUACAGCUCGGGUCAGAGGGUAUCCACACUGGGGGCAGUCAUUUUCGGGACUGGGACGAAUGCUGCUUACGUGGAAAAGCUGUCCAAUGUUAGACGGCUCAAAAAUAUCAAUGAUGAUACAGAAGGUAUCAUGGUGAUCAAUAGUGAAUGGGGAUCCCUGGACGAUGAGAUGAAAGUUUUGCCUCGGACAUCACUCGAUGAUGAACUCGAUGCGGCAUCCGUGGACCCCGGAUACGGAAUGUUGGAAAAGAGGGUAUCUGGGCUGUAUCUUGGGGAGCUUCUUCGAUUGGCGAUUCUACAGCUGUUGCGAGGGGGUGCUUUUCGCAUGACUGUCGCUGAAGAGUCUUGCCUUUUUCGACGAGACGGAAUUGACAGCUCUCUUCUGUCUAAUCUUGCGAGGACGGACGCCAAUGAUGUCGAGGGUGCAGUUGCGCUGCUUCAAGAUACACUCUCCGCCAAGACCGUCAGUAAAGUAGAUGCAAAGGCUAUCAAACUGAUAUCUGAGGCCAUUGCAAGACGAGCAGCGCGUUUAGCCGGUGCAUCAUUAGCAGCUGUCAUCAUCAAAAGCGGACGACUCGAAAGGCACCCCAACAGAACCACCCCUCGAAUCCCUUCAUUAAAGACCUCCAUUCUGUCAACAAGCUUCAAAAGCUUUUACAACUACGCGCCUCUUCUUUUCCGCCACCUUUUGGACUUUGUUCGACUGAUUUGCAAGAGACCCUCCUGGAUGCUGCCGAAACAUACGACAGGUGCUGAGACGAGCUCUCUGUGUGAGGAAAUUAUCGAUAUCGGAGCCGAUGGUUCUCUUAUAGAGUCUUAUCCUACGUUCGAGGCUGAUAUGCGCGGUGCCAUGAGGGAUGUUUCUGAGAUUGGAGUCAAAGGUGAGAAGCGAAUUAGGAUUAGUCUUACGAAGGAUGGGUCUGGUGUGGGUGCUGCAUUAAUGGCUCAUGCGGCAAGCUUGGCUGAAGUUGGUGGGUCAGUUUGUGAUUGA